Molecule: messenger RNA, 1861 nt
Organism: Pan troglodytes (chimpanzee)
Lineage: Eukaryota; Metazoa; Chordata; Mammalia; Primates; Hominidae
Exons: 1
Source: RefSeq, a predicted model, not a curated record
AAACCCACAGAACAACUGACACGCAUGUGACAGUCACUGUGGACGUCAGUGACAUUCCCAAGAGAGGCACCAAGAAAUCUCUUCCCUGUCUGAGGUUUCCCAGACAGAUAGAGUAGUAUCAGGCCCAGAGCCCAGGAGUCCUGGCUGCCAGCCGCAGGCCCCCUCUCUUGGUCAGGGAAAGAGGUUGCCUAGGCAAAGCUGGGCAUUACACAGCUAAUCCGGGCUCAGACCUGAGUCCUCGGAUCCCUCCCUUUGGGGCAGAAGAAGGGGGGCAGGUCAGAGCCAGCGGGUGGAUUCCUUCCUCAUCUGUCUCUAACUGGGUCAAAGGAAUACAGGCUGAGGGAGAGGCAGGUUGGGGAUGCUGGGGACAGGAGAUGCUGGGCAUGAGGGGGGAUGGAAAACGGAGAGUGAGGGAAGGAUCCUCUGUUCAUUCAGUGCCAGGCUCUGGGCCAAGCACUUGCCAUGUGUUACCUCCUUAAUCCUCCAAAACUCCAGCCUCAGGAAUGAUGAGCCCUGUUUUCAGAAGCAGGGUAUCAGCAUUGCUGAGUGGCCUUCCCAGGAUGACACAACUGCCAGAACUCGGCCUGAGGUCUCCUAACCACAAAUCCCCCACUGGUCCCCACCCACUGGAGCACCUACUUGCCAGGCUUCUCAAGUGAAGAAGGAGAUCCACUCCGAUGUCAUCUCCCAGGAGCCUUCUCUGCAGCAUCUCAGGUCCUGGCUCUCACCUCCUCAGCACCCAUCCCAUCCUGUGUCACUCUGUGUAUCAGCCUCCCCAGCCAGCCUCCAGGCCACAAGCCAAGAGGUAUCAAGGGCUCCUCCCUGUCCCACUGGCCCCACAUCCACUGUGUCUAUCUGGUCAACUUUACCUUCCAAACAUUCCCUGCACAGUGAUAGAUGGCUGUGGCCCUGUCAUCUCUCACCUGAAAUUAACAAUGUAUCCUUGGGGCCUCCCACCCUCACAUCUUGGCUCCUCCAGCCCCUUCUCUGCAAACAUGGAACAGUGGGAUUAUUAUAAAUCUCAGACCAGUUUUGCCCCUUUCCUGCCUGAGAGUUUUUGUGGUUCCCCACUGCCCUCAGAACAAAGCUCAAGACCCUUUGGCCUGGCAUUCAAGGUCCUUUGUGCUGCCACCUGUCAACCUCCCCAGUUCCAGCUCCUUUGGCUUUGCCCAUACAAGCUGGAUCUGCACCAGAGGAUCUGUCUUCCUCCCAACUUGGCCCUAGUCCUCCUAGGAGCCCUUUGGACGUCACCUCCCCCAGGAAGCUUUCUGCAACCACCCUACAACCGUCCCUAUAAACUUUAUAAAACCAAUUAGGGAAGAAGUAGGGGGAAAAGAUGAAAAUAAACCAAGCCUGCAGCAUACUCAGCAUUCAUCAUGAGGUCAGCUGCUCUCUGACCUGCUUCCUCAUGGCUGGUUGGUGCCUGUUGUCCCGGAGUGACAAAGACACUAGAUUAUAGCUGCCCUUAACUGCUGUAUAAAUAACAACUUGAACAUAAAAUGCUAAAUUUUCCUUUUGAAGUAUUCCUUCAUAUCCUGCAUGCUGAUAAAACUACUGACUCAACUGGUCCCCAUGAGGAGCUGGCUCACCAAAGAAUGCGGUUUCCAAUCCCAAUUAUUUCAUGCCCCUUGCUUAGGCAAUCAACAAUCCCAAAUUUCCAGCCCCUUGCCCUCCACAAUCUCCUUAAAAAAUUCAGUCCAAAAUUCCUUGGGGAGAUGGAUUUGAAGGUCUCCUCCCAUCUCCAAACUUGAUGCCCUGCAAUCAUUAAACUCUUUCUGUGCUGCAAACCCUGCUAUCUCAGUGUAAUUGGUCUGUUACUGCAUACAUAUGGGCAUACAAACCUGUUGGUCCUACAACAACC